ACAACUUGAUCAUCUGAAAAUCUGCCUGAAAAUUUGAUGUGAUGAAUUUCAGUGAACAUUGCAUGAAAAUUGCUUUUUCAAUUUGUGACUGUAAUUUGAAUUGAAAUGACGAAAUAUUGAAUUCAGAUAAUUAGUACAAUAUUAAAAAAAUGUUGCGAUGGAUUGAAGAUAUCAAAAGUUAAUGAGUAUCAUAAAGAUGAGAAAUCUCUUCAUAAUACAUUUCAGAAGUUGUUAAACUUUUAAGUAUUUAUACUACUAUUUGUAUUGUUCAAUUAAAUUACAGUUAAUUAACAUAAGUACCUAUUUUAAAGUACUAAAUUUAACUAUUUUCAUUUUAUUAUAAAGUGAUGUAAUACGCUCGGCAGUCGAUAGUUUUCAACAAAACUUUGCACUUUGAAGUUCGGUUGCACGUGAGCUGAUGCUUAAAGAAGGCAAUUGUACUUAUUAUAUUCACGACAGAGAUCUGUAAUGGACCGUAUAAGGUGAGGUGAGGAUGGCGUGGCCAGGCAGAGGACGUGCCUCUGGCGACGCCACGCUACCGCCGGCGCACUAUGACCACAGAUUCUAUGGCACUGACACCUAGCAGGCUUGAGGAGGAGACAGCGCGGUCACCUUGCUUGAGUGAAAACGAAAACAUCUCGGCAAAAAUGUUGGCGACAAAAAGACGCGUCCUGCUGGACGUGCUCAUGGCGUGCUGGGGGAUGGGCACGUGGCUCGGCAUCAACGGUCUCUACGUGCAGUUGCCGCUGCUUGUGGAGAGGCUUCCCGAAGGCUGGGCUCUGCCCGCUUCGAUGACUGUAGCCGUUCAAAUUGCGAACAUCGGUCUCCUGCUUUACGCUCUAUUCAGGCGAAUAUUUACUAUGGUUAAGGAUGCAGCCUAUAUAUAUGCAUUACUAAUAAUUGGUGCCUUAGCUUUAUUACUUAACGCGUUCCUAUACACAGAGACAGCAAUGGUCGGUCAGACAGAGCGAUCCGUAGCGUUUCUAUCGUUAACUUUCUUCGCCGGCCUCGUCGGAUGCACUAGUUCAGUAUUGUUUUACCCGUACUUAAGAUACUUCCGGGAUAUUUACUUAGCUACGUACUUAGUUGGCGAGGGAUUGAGCGGGUUUAUACCGAGCAUCUUGUCGCUCAUACAGGGCGUCGGCGGGGAGCCAGAGUGCGUCCCCUAUGGCGAUAAUUCCACUAUACCCAUAUAUCCGCCUGCAAGGUUCGACUCAACAGUCUUCAUGCUCAUACUUGCAGUCCUCGCUAUUAUUAGUUUCGUAAGUUUCACAAUUAUAGAUAGCACAAAAAUUUUCGAGUCGGAAAGGGUGUCACCGACUGCGGCAGUGAAAGAUGAAGAAGCAGUGCAGCAGUUUUCAUUGUCGCAUCCGAAAUGGCUGUCGACUCUUUUACUGAUGGCAUGUUUGAACGCGCUGUCGAACGGCGUGCUGCCAUCGAUACAGUCCUACUCAUGUAUGCCAUAUGGGACGCGGGCGUACCACUUGGCAGUGGCCCUGGGAACGAGCGCAAAUCCCAUGGCAUGUUUAGCUGGUGUGUGGUUGCGGCCGGUGCCAGCCAAGGCGCUCGCAGCGAUGUUGUCGGUAGCCGUGGUGCCGUUCACCUUCAUCCUGACCACAGCUCUGAUGAGCCCGUCACCGCCACUGCAGCAUCAGGCCGGGGGUGAAGCAUUAGUUGUAUUGUCAUGGGUGUGCGUGCUGGCCAUAGUUUCAUACGCCAGGAUGUGGGUAUACGGGUGGGCACGUGCGGGCGGAGCUCGUGGCAUGCGUGCUUGCGGCGUGUCCACGCAGAUCGGGUCCGCUCUCGGCUCGCUGCUUUUAUUCUCACUCGUCAACUAUACCAGCUUGUUCACGCAACCCGAUGUCUGCCCCACUGUUAUAAUGGAUAUUAAUUUCAUAUUCACGUUUUUUGCAACCAAAAAUAUUGAGUUUUUGUCUAUGUUUCUAUGUUGGUCUCCAGCUGAUAUAUUGAAGUUGUAUCAUGAGGCUUCUCGGUGGGGCUUCAGAUUGCGUAUUGGAAACUUGGAAAAGGUGCCGGAACUACCAGCUUAUGAUAUAUACCGCGAAGGCGUCUUUCUGGACGUUGGCUGCCAUAAUUUCGAUCACUUAUUAAAUGAAGCAUCGGCUACACGUGCGUUCAAUCAUCGUUACACUUGGCUUCUCUUCCACGAUUCUCCUUACAACAAAUCUACUGUGGAAAAAAAUCUUAUCAACUCUACCAUCCUACCUGAUGCUGACGUCAUUUGGUCCACUCCUGACGCGAUGGUAGACGUAUACAAGGUUAAAGAAGAUCUACCACUCAUAACUACAGACUUGGGACUGGAGAAAACACGUGACCUAAUGGAAUUAAAGACAGUAUGGUCGCAACAACCAACUGCUGUUACUAGAAGAAGGGAUCUCGGGAACAUAUUCUUGAAAUCUGCUACAUUAAUAUCUCAGCCACAGCAUUUUAAGGGUUGGUCUGAUUUAACGAAACGUCACAUCGACACUUUUCCUAAAUUAACUUAUCCCAUAAUGAACUUGUGUGCUGAAGACCUGCAUUUUAGACAUAACAUGAAGCAGGUAGACUUGUAUGGAGAGGAGCGUAACGGCACAUUCAAUGGCCUCGCAGGGUUGUUGCAGCGUAAUGACGUAGAGAUCGGGAUCACGUCUAUGUUCAUGCGCCAGGAUCGCUUGAGAAUACUGCACUACUGCUCCGAGACGGCGGAGUUGAGGGGUGCAUUCAUAUUUCGCCAGCCAUCCCAGUCGGCUGUAUCGAACGUCUUCCUUCUGCCGUUCAGCGACGGCGUGUGGUGGGCCAGCUUUGCAAUGACAAUGGCAAUGGCCGCACUUCUAGCCGCGCUUGGGUACACUCUACACAAGGCGGACCCUGAACUCGCACUGCUUACGCCGUUCGAAGCGUUGUCUUUUGCAAUUGGAACCGCAUGCCAACAGGGUUUUUACAGAACACCAAACCUGAUGUCUGCACGGUUGGUAAUGUUCUGCUCGUUGCUGAUGGCGCUAUUCACCUUCACCGCGUACUCUGCCAAAAUAGUGGUCAUACUGCAGACGCCCAGUGAUGCUAUACAGACCAUCAGUGACUUAGCCAAAUCUCCAAUGACUCUCGGCGUCCAGGAGACCACAUAUAAACGGGUAUAUUUUGCUGAGAGCUCAGAUCCUGCAACGAUAGAUUUGUACCGUCGCAAGCUGCUGCCGAAUGGUGAUCGCGCCUACCUCAGCGUCGACGAUGGUAUUGCGCGAAUGCGUACUGGACUCUUUGCCUUUCAGGUGGAACAAAGUUCAGGGUACGAUAUAAUCAGCAAGACAUUCACUGAACGAGAGAAAUGUGGCUUGAAGGAAGUACAAGCCUUCCGAUUACCCAUGGUCAGCGUUCCUAUCCGGAAACACUCAGGUUACAGGGACCUAUUGGCUUCCAGAUUACGGUGGCAACGAGAGGUGGGUUUGAUAAAUCGCGAGCAGCGUCACUGGCUGGCGGAGCGACCGCGGUGUGAUGCUGCGGGCGCUGGUUUUCUAAGCGUUGGGAUCGCAGAUAUCCUACCCGCCAUCCAGGUGUUAAGCGCGGGCGCUCUUAUAUCUGUAUUGUUGUUACUAUCCGAAAUAGUAAAUUACAAAAUGCGACGUACAGGUAUGAAGAACAUUCAAAAUUGUUUUAAUAUAUGCCAUUUUAGAAAAAAUACGACUUCAGGAGUUUGUAUGUGUAGACAGUUAUCUACGAAACCACUGAACAUAUUUUCAAAAUGGUUUUUAAAUUUUCAAGUCAAAUCCUAAGUUUUAAAUUUUAAAUAGAUUUUUCAAUACAACAUGCAAAUUGUGUAAAAAUUAGGUCAUACAUGUAUAAGCUGCGACUUUGUCUACUUUCUUUUAGGUAAAAGA
Messenger RNA from Achroia grisella, 3872 nucleotides. Its product is annotated as ionotropic receptor 75a-like. The record is from RefSeq and is a predicted model, not a curated record. Gene Ontology annotation, cellular component: plasma membrane. NCBI's taxonomy places the organism in Eukaryota, Metazoa, Arthropoda, Insecta, Lepidoptera, Pyralidae. Gene Ontology annotation, molecular function: riboflavin transmembrane transporter activity; ligand-gated monoatomic ion channel activity. The transcript is spliced from 15 exons. The coding region runs from base 552 to 3767 and encodes 1071 amino acids. Gene Ontology annotation, biological process: riboflavin transport.